This is a messenger RNA of Mycena indigotica, 1458 nucleotides long. RefSeq lists its product as uncharacterized. The transcript is spliced from 3 exons. The record is from RefSeq and is a predicted model, not a curated record. Lineage: Eukaryota; Fungi; Basidiomycota; Agaricomycetes; Agaricales; Mycenaceae. The coding region runs from base 1 to 1458 and encodes 485 amino acids.
AUGACUAACAGCUCCAUCGCUAGCUUGGACGGGUCGUCGCCGAUGGUUUUGACCUUUCUUGCGUCCGCAAUGUCUCUAACAUUCGCGCCGGCUAGUAGCAUUCAAGUUUGUUUCGCGUUACGCAACACGCCGGCCUCGACAAUGCAAGCAAUGAAUGUCCUUGGGUUUAAGCAAGCAGUUUUCGGAGGCAACACAAUUUUCUCAGCCAGCCUCACGGAUAAGAACCAUGUUUACAUCAUACCUCAAGCUCCUCCUGGCAACCUGCAGCAGUCUAAGCUUUCCACGUCAAUUCCUGGCCCGAUUGGCUCAGUCGGCCCGAUAAACGUGAACAUUGAUGACAAGUCCAAAGCAUUCCAUUCGUUAUCUUGUAGAGUCGACGUCGAUAAUGUCGAUGCCAAAGAUCUGUUUUCUUCCAAGACAUUACCAUCUAUCUCGCAGAUCUCGUCGUGUGUUCUCAAACUGGAAAUCGACAAACAUGCCCAGAAUGUCAUUUUCCCAAUCCCGAUUCGUGGAGGGCAGAUCAAAAUGAAACUAGCUCGAAAAUCGUCCUAUAUCGAGAUCAUCGUUCCUCCGUUCCGACCAUUCCAAGACGGCGGCAUGAAGUCCACCACGAUGUUCCCUGUUGUCCGCACGGAUACUGGUUUUUCGUUCCCUUGGAACAUCCACCGAAUCAACCUCACCCGCUCCCCGACGCUUCCCAUCAACGCGCCAAAUUCCAAGAAGUGGCUCGAUUGGCAUCUGGGUUCGAUGUUGUCAGAACGAGAAUACGCUUUGGUGCUUGCGCAACGAGAAAGCGAAGACGCAAUUGCGUCAGCAAAACGCAUCAUGUCGAGCCUCAUCGCCAGCGCCUAUGGCUUGCACAGUCCUGGCAAUCAGCGACAACGGGUCGUCGAACUGUGCCGCUCUACAACUGAAGACUGCGACCUGAUCCUGUUCGUGGAUGAGCUCAAACUCGACCUGGCGUCGCACACUGUAGUUGGGGAUGCUUACAUUGUCCCCUUCAGCCUCGACAUGCUUUCGAACUCUGCUUUCGCUGGCGCUUUUCGAAAGUUAGACCGUUUCAGCGUGCCAUUAUCCGAAGACGAGGCUCGGAUGAUAAAGCAGCUUCUCCCCGCCCUGGUUGAACGCUGUCGUUCUUGGCAGCACUCUGCCGCUUGCGAAUACCUCUCGCCUGACAGUCAAGUCCCGCUUUCUCUCGAAAUGGGCAAAAAUCCGCUGUGCAGUUGUGGACGGGGCAAAGAUGUUGCGGGAAUGCGCCGAACCCUUUCGUGGCGGCCGUUUGCGCAUUCCGCGACCAGGCUUGCUCUGACGCCGCUAUUUGCGUUGUCGUACAUUGAGCAAUUUGGUCGGCCAGAUAACCUGAAGAGCCUUCCGCCACAAUCUCAGAGUCGCAGAGAGUCGGCGGAGAAGUGUGUGGUGCUCGAAAGCGACUUAUUGCUCGCAAGAGUGUCAGCAUAA